UUUAGGGGUUAGGGUUAAGGUAAGAGUUUUAGGGGUUCUUGGGGGUUUAGGGUUAGGGUAAGAGUUAGGGUUAGGGCUAUGGCUGUCGAUUAGCACUACAGGAGGAUGUUUUGAUAAAGUAGGACGUUUUGUCAGAACGCCGGCCUGGCAUACGAAGAACUUGGGUUACGACCCGAAUGCCGGUCGAGGCCGAAACGUGUCUCUGGCUGUAAACAAAGAGCUGUGAUGCCCGAGGGGCGCCUGUCAGCGUCAGUCUGAACCCAGAUACGCUUGUUUUUGGGCGUCAUUUCGGUCAGUGCAGUGCUUUGGCCCCAAAAAAGCUAAGGAAGGAAAAGAAGGAAAGCAAUCACAAUCGAAGAGAAGGAAUUUGUGCAGAAAUUUGAGAGUGGUGUUCAUGUGACCGAUCUCGAAUUGUUUUAUACGUUUACGAUGUGGAACCGAAGUGGCAGCCGGAGCGCUGCUCUGGAGAGGGCGACCAGACAGCUGUCAGGACAAAGACUUUCGGCAAGAUCACAUGUUGUUAAGAGGAAUGAGCUCCAGGAAUACAUGAACGCCCUGUCUUUGAAGUCGGGUACAUUGCUGCCCAGGCAGUCUGCAGUCAAACAUUUGAGUGACAUCUCAUCUGAUGAAAGUGAAAUCAAACCCCAGGAUGGCGAGUCUGACACUUCAGACAACAGAUACAUUAAGGAGGAGCCGGCGAUGGGGGUAGGGAGUAGGUUUCUGAAGAAGCCCCCCCCCGUGACGGUCUCUCCCCCCACAGCGAGUAAGGCGGCCGCAGCGAGCUCGGUCUCCGUGUGGCAGGGCCGCUCCCGGAGUGUGGCACUGAGCCGCCUCGCAGUGAUCGAGGACCGCAUCAGGAGCCGCAAACAGGCUGCCUCGGCUCCUGCGGCGAGCCUGCCAGUGCCCGGCGAGGCCACCGCAGUGUCACCCUCGUCCAGCGAUGACCUCAGUGCGAGGGGAAGUCGCUUCCUGAAGGAGAGGACUGCUCAGCAGGAGCCGAAGAUCGCGCCGCCCAGGAACCUCCCCUCGUCACACGUCAGGUUUAUUAACGACGGUGCGAGCCUUUGCAGUGACGAGGAGGACAUGGAGAACUUACUGGGAGGUUCUUGUGAUUCAGAGGGCAGUUUGCUGAAAGAGAGCCGCUCUGCAUCUCAGAAGGGUGUCGAAGGAAAGAAGACUUUCAUUAAAAGCAGCACUAAGUUACAGGCAGCCUCGCCACCCUCCAUCGAAGACAAGCCGCCCUCCCCAUUGUCCCCAAGUGGGGGGCUGCAGGAGCUCCCCAGUGCCAGCCUUCAUCCUCGGGGGGGUCCCCCCCACACUGCGAGGUCUGCCACAGUGGAAGGUUCCCUGUCCCCAUCUCCGCCAACAACCCACUCUCCUGAGAGGACCACGUCUCCAAGGAUUAGGUUCUCGAGGACCACCGUGUCAUCAGAUUCGGCACACAGUGACAUCAGGUCCUUGGAGGGGCUCUUUGUGCGAAACCCAUCCUCCAGCGAUUCCUUUAGUGGGAGGACCACGCCGUCGGAGGAGUACAGAAUUAAUGUCAUGAGCCUGGAUGACUUGCUGCCAGAUUUCGGGAGACCUGAGACUGACAGAGAAGAAAAGACCAAAGUUGUACAAAAGGUAACUAAUGCUGAGCUACCCUCACGUGGCCUGGAUGUGAGGGAUUCCAGGGAGACCGCAAACGAGGAUGAGAUUCGGCCAGCAGAAGAAGAUUAUGAAAGCGACUUUGAGAGCGAGAUCAAGACGGAGUCGGUUGGGGGCGUCUGUGACGCCUCUGAUCUCCAUGGGGACAGUGACGUAUCCACAGGUAGCAAAGGCCAGGACGUUAGCCACUCGGAGAGAGACCGCCGCCUCCAACGAUCGGCAAAAGAGUCCCUCCAGUCAGAAUCCCAUAAAUAUCGUGAGUCAUCCGAAAAAAGUAACUGGAGUUCCUUUUCGAGAUCGGCUUCCCGAUCUGGCACCAUCUCCCCACCUCGAAUUAAAGGCAGGAAUGCGAGGGAGGCAGCUACACAGACCCAGCCAGACGGGACGUCCUACCCUUGUGGCACAGCUGCCUUGGGGCCUUCUGUAGGAAUGUCCUACGCAGACCCUACUCCUGUUGCGAGUCACGUCGUCAGUGCUGAAGCACUGGAAGCCCUCACUGCCUACAGUCCAGCCCUCUUCGCCCUCAAUGACAUGCUGAGGCAGCAGCUGGCCCUCACCCGGCAGUUUGUGGAAGCCAGCAGGCAUCUCCGCACCUCCGCCCUCCAGUCCCUGGAACCUGCAGAGUACCGCUACACAACGCUGGAGGAAACUAGGGAGUUCAUAAAACAUCACAGGUCCCCCAAGCUGACCGUGGAGGAGGCCUUGAAGGACGUAUUGCAGGAGAUGAGGAGCUAUCACUACCUGUGAUGUGGAGGAACUGAAUACAAGAGACUACGGUGUAAGCGUGGGUCAUGUGACAGUCACAUGGUCUCUGUCUGUAGUGUUGCACAUUUAUUUCUGGCUUGCUAAUGCAUGACAGCGGCAGACACCCCUGUCAGGGGCCAAAGAUCCACUCCAGUCAGAUCAAAGGUAUAGAACUAACUUGUAUUUUGAAUGCAGUGCUUUCCAAUCCAGUCCUUGGGGACCUGUAGACAGUCCAUGUUUUACCAGGAGCUGGGAGGGAGCAAAAAUGUGGACCGUCUGCACAUCCCAGAGGACCGGGUUGGGAAACACUGAUCUAAUGUAACUGCACUUGAAUCAUCUUCUCAGAAUGUUUUGUUUGAUAGUCAAUAUGCCAAAAUGUUUUGCAGUAAAGUUUAUUUUUGUACAAA
This is a messenger RNA of Paramormyrops kingsleyae, 2798 nucleotides long. It is a transcript of the gene c15h19orf44, whose product is annotated as chromosome 15 C19orf44 homolog. The record is from RefSeq and is a predicted model, not a curated record. Lineage: Eukaryota; Metazoa; Chordata; Actinopteri; Osteoglossiformes; Mormyridae.